This is a messenger RNA of Lactuca virosa, 603 nucleotides long. The record is from the annotation of a GenBank genome assembly. NCBI's taxonomy places the organism in Eukaryota, Viridiplantae, Streptophyta, Magnoliopsida, Asterales, Asteraceae.
AUGAAAACCUUCUCCCUCCUAGCCAGAAACUUGCUCGAGGACCCACUACUUCCACUAUUUUGGUGCCUUAGCACUCGAAUCCUGCUGGUGAGACGCCUUCGUCUGGCAAUCCAGAUGGAGUACCCCUCCCAGUACUCCCUCCUCUCUUCCAGUCUGAGGGCUUGGAGCGUGUGGAAGAUAAAAAAGGAGGGGAUUUUUGUGGGCGUGACGUCCCGUGUGAUGAGAAAGACAGGACUUUUGAGUAUCGCUGCUCUUUCUGAUGCAACGAAAGGGAAAACCUUUGCUGACCGCAGCCGUCGACGUAAGCUUGCCACCGAUUUCAUUUCCACUUUGUUUCCUUCUAGUGAAGACGUGAUAAAGUCGCCGCCGGUCCAUCGAGGCAAGUCUCUUCUUACUUCGGAGACAUCUGAUUACGAUUAUCUUAUUGCUAUCUUCCAAGGCAAUAAUCUAUCUUCCAGCGAGGCAAGUCUCCUUACUGUUGGGGCUCGGCACAUUCGACAUCUUAAAAGUGUGGCUGUCAAGCUUCGUGUAAAUGAUAGGGGUCUUCAACAACAUGUCGCUUCUCUGGAAUCCUUGGUGGAAUCUUCUCGCCAAAAAUUGUAG